UGUUUCCGUCUCUAAGUAUCUUGCCUCAUACGGAAACCCAGUCUCUGCAUCAUCCAUGGCUUCCGCCUAUUCAUCCAUGGCCUCAAUCUUUCUCCUCCUCCUCUCUCUGGCCCUCCUCUUCGAAACCCACCUCGCCAUCCCCCCCACCGAGGACGUCCACGACCUCCUCCCCCAUUUCGGCUUCCCCCGGGGCCUGAUCCCCUCCUCCGUCAAGGAGUACUCUCUGUCGGAGGAUGGAGAAUUCGAGGUCCAUAUGGAUCACCCCUGCUACGUUCAGUUUGAUGACCUUGUGUACUACGACAAGAAGAUCAAGGGUCAUCUCAGUUAUGGGUCGGUCUCCGAUGUGACCGGGAUUCAAGCCAAGAAGUUCUUCUUGUGGGUCCCCGUCACCGGAAUUGAUGCCGCCUCCGGUUACAUCCAGUUUCACGUCGGAGCCUUGUCGGAGACGCUUCCAGCGGAACAGUUCGAAAAUGUCCGCGUCUGUAAGGCCAAGGCGUUGAUUGAUUCUAUCUGAGAGAGUGAUGCUGAAGUUAGGAUAAUUGUGGUGCAGGGGGAGCCUAAAUGAGUGAUGAUGGAAGGUUGGUGUAGCCAGGGGGAGGUUGAAGUUUCCAGUUUCCAGUUUCGUCCAUAUUACUGGGUGAAGUAAAGAUGCAGAUUUGGAAGUAGUAUCAGAUUGUUGUAAUAUUAAAAUAUAUCCCAAAAAUAAUACCAUUACUUGUAUCCACUAUCCACUCCUCACCAACUCAUCUCAUACAUCUGUCUUUUGUAAAUCUCUUGCUUUUUUUUUUUUUGAUCACUUAUCACACUAUGAAAACAUUGUUUCUCUUAAAUUUGUUGUUUUUCUUGUAGCA
This is a messenger RNA of Vitis riparia (riverbank grape), 851 nucleotides long. RefSeq lists its product as uncharacterized. Bases 56 to 514 code for a protein of 152 amino acids. The record is from RefSeq and is a predicted model, not a curated record. The transcript has 2 exons. Lineage: Eukaryota; Viridiplantae; Streptophyta; Magnoliopsida; Vitales; Vitaceae.